Molecule: messenger RNA, 435 nt
Organism: Alternaria conjuncta
Lineage: Eukaryota; Fungi; Ascomycota; Dothideomycetes; Pleosporales; Pleosporaceae
Exons: 2
Coding region: 1-435 (144 amino acids)
Source: RefSeq, a predicted model, not a curated record
AUGAGCUACGAAACCCUCCCAUCCAUGCCAGGCGCAUGGCCAUCAGACGACACAGACCCCACCUCCCCUCUAACCUUCACCCUCUCCGACUUCAUCUCCGCCGCCAGCACCGCCCAAACCUACAUCGAAACCACACUCCACCAACCCAAACCCCAAGUCUGGCUCUCCGAAACCAUGACAAACAUGACCCUCUUUACCUACGCUGAGGAACUCGUCGAGAAAUCCGUGGCGUAUGUUACCUAUAUCGCUCCCUACAUCGGUUUCUAUUCAGAAGACCAGUUCCCGCCUCCGCUGGCCGAUGGGGUCAUACUGUCUUAUGCUUUGGUGGAAGUAGGGUUACUUCGGGCGAUACUACGGUAUUCGCGGGAGACUGGAUUAGAUGACGAUGCAGUCAUGACGCUGCAGUCUUUCAAGGAAGGCAUGGAGACGGCCUAG